Setaria italica (foxtail millet) is the source of this 2559-nucleotide messenger RNA. RefSeq names its product protein NRT1/ PTR FAMILY 6.3. The record is from RefSeq and is a predicted model, not a curated record. Gene Ontology annotation, cellular component: membrane. The coding region runs from base 285 to 2072 and encodes 595 amino acids. Gene Ontology annotation, molecular function: nitrate transmembrane transporter activity. NCBI's taxonomy places the organism in Eukaryota, Viridiplantae, Streptophyta, Magnoliopsida, Poales, Poaceae. The transcript has 4 exons. Gene Ontology annotation, biological process: response to nitrate; oligopeptide transport; transmembrane transport.
GCAAAGCGAUUAGGAUUAAUCACCCCCAACCGCAUGCCGUAAUCGCCCUGGCCUUCAUGUUAUUGUUAUCCUCUAAUCUAAUCCCCCCUCCAUAAUCAGUGGCCCCAACCCAACCAGGAUUCUCCCCGGGAAACGGUUAUAUAUACCGGCCGGCGCCCACCAGCCAACCCCGCAGCGAAGAGCACCGAGCAGCUAGCCUCCCCAGUCGAUUACAUUGAGAUACCCCACCGUUCCUCCUCACAGAUCCUCGCCGGCGAGGGAGAAGAAGAGAGGAGGAGGAGAAGAUGGUGGGACUCCUGCCGGUGACCAAUGCCGCGGCGGAGACCGACGUGCUCCUCGACGCCUGGGACUUCAAGGGCCGCCCCGCCCCACGCGCCUCCACCGGACGCUGGGGCGCCGCCGCCAUGAUCCUAGUGGCGGAGCUGAACGAGCGGCUGACGACGCUGGGCAUCGCGGUGAACCUGGUGACGUACCUGACGGCGACGAUGCACCUGGGCAACGCGGAGUCGGCCAACGUCGUCACCAACUUCAUGGGCACCUCCUUCAUGCUCUGCCUCCUCGGCGGCUUCGUCGCCGACUCCUUCCUCGGCCGCUACCUCACCAUCGCCAUCUUCACCGCCGUCCAGGCGUCGGGGGUGACGAUCCUGACGAUCUCGACGGCGGCGCCGGGGCUCCGCCCGGCGACGUGCCCGUCCAACGACGCGUCGUGCUCGCGCGCGACGGGGCCGCAGCUGGGCGUCCUCUACAUAGCCCUCUACCUGACGGCGCUAGGCACGGGGGGUCUCAAGUCCAGCGUCUCCGGCUUCGGCUCCGACCAGUUCGACGAGACGGACCGCGGCGAGAAGAACCAGAUGAUGCGCUUCUUCAACUGGUUCUUCUUCUUCAUCUCGCUCGGCUCGCUGCUCGCCGUCACCGUCCUCGUCUACGUCCAGGACAACCUCGGCAGGCCCUGGGGCUACGGCGCCUGCGCCGCCUCCAUCGCCGCCGGGCUCGUCAUCUUCCUCGCCGGGACGAGGAGGUACCGGUUCAAGAAGCUGGCGGGGAGCCCGCUCACGCAAAUCGCCGCCGUCGUCGUCGCCGCCUGGCGCAAGCGCCACCUCGAGCUCCCCGCCGACCCCGACAUGCUCUACGACAUCGACGUCGGCAAGGUCGCCGCCGCCGAGGAGGGGUCCACCAAGAAGAGCAAGCGCAAGGAGAAACUCCCCCACACCGACCAGUUCCGGUUCCUUGACCACGCGGCGAUCAACGAGGACCCGGCGGCGGAGCCGAGCAAGUGGCGCCUGGCGACGCGGACGGACGUGGAGGAGGUGAAGACGGUGGUGCGGAUGCUCCCCAUCUGGGCGACGACCAUCAUGUUCUGGACGGUGUACGCGCAGAUGACCACCUUCUCGGUGUCCCAGGCGACCACCAUGGACCGCCGCAUCGGCCCGUCCUUCCAGAUCCCGGCGGGCUCCCUCACCGUCUUCUUCGUCGGCUCCAUCCUCCUCACCGUCCCCAUCUACGACCGCAUCGUGGUGCCCGUGGCGCGCCGCCUCAACGGCAACCCGCACGGGCUCACCCCGCUGCAGCGCAUCGGCGUGGGGCUCGUGCUCUCCGUCAUCGCCAUGGCCGGCGCCGCGGCCACCGAGAUCCGCCGCCUCCGCGUGGCCCGCGACGCCGCGGUCCCCGCCGGCGGCGUCGUGCCCAUGUCCGUGUUCUGGCUCAUCCCGCAGUUCUUCCUCGUCGGCGCCGGCGAGGCCUUCACCUACAUCGGCCAGCUCGACUUCUUCCUCCGCGAGUGCCCCAAGGGGAUGAAGACCAUGAGCACGGGCCUCUUCCUCAGCACCCUCUCGCUGGGGUUCUUCGUCAGCUCGGCGCUCGUCACCUGCGUGCACAAGGUGACCGGCGACCGCCACGCCUGGAUCGCCGACGACCUCAACAAGGGCAGGCUCGACAACUUCUACUGGCUGCUCGCCGUCAUCUGCCUCGUCAACCUGCUCGUCUACCUCGUCGCCGCCAGGUGGUACAAGUACAAGGCCGGCCGCCCCGGCGCCGACGGCAGCAUCAACGCCGACGAGCCCAUGCUCCACUGAUCGACGGGGACGCGACGGGGCCCACAUAUAUCCGGGCCGUCCGUCGGCCGCCGAUCCAACGGCGCCGAUUGCUCCGACGUGUGUUGCGCUAAGAGGUGGUCGUGUCAUUCGGCCAUGUAUACCUACAUGCACGUGUGUAUCUAUUAAGUACAAAGUACGCAGCAGCCAGCGAGUGGCGCUACGCGUACGGCGUAUAGUAUAAAGUAAUAAUUUUUUUCUUAGGAUGGGGGGGGGGGGGUGAUUGUAAAACCGCAAGGUGGUGGGGACUGGGUGUCAGUGGCUCAGUGUUGCUGCAUUUUGCAAGGGGGGAGGGAGGGGGUGACUGGUGAGUGUGUCGCGGUGGAAAGAAAGAAAGAAAAAAAACCUCCACUGCAUUGUUUAAAAUCAUGCAAAAGAGAGGGUGAAAAAAAAUGAAGGAUGUGUGGUUUUUCGUUGAUUGGCCUACAAAAUUUGAAAUGCUAUUGCGAUGACAAGUUUUCUUGUGCCU